AUGGAGGACCUCUUCGUGGAACUCUUCGGCCUCGAAUUUAACGAAUUGCCUAUGCUUUUACGUCCAGUGCUUCUGACUGCACCGCUCCUCAUACUGGUUGCCAAGUUGUUCUUCUACUUUCUUUUGCCUCUUGUCGUCGUUUUUUUCAUCCUGACCGGAGCCGCUGUACUGGUAACCGUUUUGACCCGGAAGAUUUGGGAAAGAUUCCUAAAAAAGGGUGGAAAUGAAACACGAAAGAAAAGUGACGAUAAAAACCGGACCUUGGCUGGUCUCCGUGACCUAGAGGCUGGCGGAGUCAAAUCUUGA
Penicillium mononematosum is the source of this 306-nucleotide messenger RNA. RefSeq lists its product as uncharacterized. NCBI's taxonomy places the organism in Eukaryota, Fungi, Ascomycota, Eurotiomycetes, Eurotiales, Aspergillaceae. The coding region runs from base 1 to 306 and encodes 101 amino acids. The record is from RefSeq and is a predicted model, not a curated record. The transcript has a single exon.